Messenger RNA from Mesoplodon densirostris (Blainville's beaked whale), 1192 nucleotides. RefSeq names its product coiled-coil domain containing 122 (gene CCDC122). The transcript is spliced from 5 exons. The record is from RefSeq and is a predicted model, not a curated record. Lineage: Eukaryota; Metazoa; Chordata; Mammalia; Artiodactyla; Ziphiidae. Bases 37 to 864 code for a protein of 275 amino acids.
AGAAGGUGAACUAAAAAGGGGAAAAGAGACACAAGAAUGUCAGGCAACAAAGAAGGGAAGAGUCAAGGAGUUCCUGAAGAAGCUCUGGCUAAACAAGACACAUCUUCAUUAACUGAUGCUGUCGAGCAAGUUGCACAGCAACAACAAUCACAAACAUCAGAAAUAGAAAAAAACAAAAAAGUUCUGUUCCAUUUGCAGAAUGAACUUCAUGAGCUUAAAACACAAAUAGCAUCUGUCUCUGCAGAAACUAAAGAAACAGAAAGGCAAAUUUAUCAGCAAGAUGCUGCCAUACAGAAUACCAAACUUCAGUGUGGAAACCUGGAAAAUCAAAUCAAAUCCAUACAUACAGAAAAUGUGAAGCUUAAAUUUGACAUAGAGGCAGCACAAGAAGAUUUUGAGGAACAAAUGAUAAGAUAUAAUGAAUACUAUGCAAAAAUAAAAGCACAUAAAGAUAGUUUGAGAGAGGUAGAGAGCAAAUGGUCAUUCAUGACUGAACUCAAUGAGAAACGAGACCUUGUUAAAAAACUAAAGACAAUGAAAGAGGAACUUAUGCAGGAUCUCCAGAAUCCAGAAGGAAACCUGAUGAAACAAGUACAGGAAGACAUUGCAAACCUAAAGGAUAAAAUUAUAACUGUAAAAGAAUCCAUCAUUGAAAAAACUUGUUUUCUUGAGGAAGAAAAAAAGACACAUGAAAAAUUAAGAAAAGAAAUAGAGGUACAACAUAAGAGAUACAGUGCAAUUCUUAAGCGUUUGCACUGUCAGGUGAACAAGCUUCAGUCAGAUAGAAGACAAUGGCAAUGGAACAUUCAACAGCUGCAAAAAACUGCAGCUGAACUGAGAAAAUGCAUUGGAACAAAAGAUUAACAUGGCCAUAGGGUAAUGUAGUAUAGGGUAAUGCUGAGCACAGACUCUGCCACAAAAAUUAUGGGAUAGAAAGGUGAGAAAAUCCAUUGGAUCUUAACAACUGACAUCCACUAUCAGAGGGCUCUCUUAAUGACAGAUAUGUUUUCUUUUCUUUGAAUCAGUCAUCUGUUUGCUGAAAUGCCUUCCAACCCGAUAAUUGAUAGCAAUAGAGAGACAAUAGGAAGGCUCACAGAAGAAUAGUGAAAGACUCUGUAUGAAUAUUUUGAGUGCAUAAGAUAUAUUGUACUCAUGAAUGCCUGUUUAUAAACGUGUUGCCUUCACUAGCACA